UUUUUUCAAAGAAAGCAACCGAAUGUAACCAUAAAUUUUGAGGUUAAAUAAAAUAAGGAAAUACAACUUUGACACGUGAAAAUCAUAAUAAAUAAUUUAAAAAAUUUUCAAAACAUAAAAAAUAAAAGUAAAAUUAAUUAAUUGAAAAAAAAUGAAAGUAACAACAGACUAUAUAUCGUGUGGAUCAAAUUGUCAACCGCAUGCCGUGGACUGGUGUCCAAAUAACAACAUUAUUUGUUACGCGAGUUCAAAUUCAGUGAUAAUUUACGAUCCAGAUUAUUUAGAAACCGGCAGAGUGGUUCAGACACUUUUAAAACAUCAAAGUCAAGUGAAAAUAGUUGAAUGGAUUUCAAAUAAUGUUAAUAAAUCAUCUGAAAUUUUAUCAGCUUCAUUAGACGGCACCAUAAUUAUUUGGAGCCAGUCAGCCUCUAAAACCUAUGAACCAACAUCAAUUUUAACUUUGAAUGAUAAUUUAUCAACAGCACAUGCAGCUUACUGUCCUAAAUCAUCAUCAAACACUAAUCAGUCUUCAUCUGAUAAUAGUUUACUGAUAGCCGGAUCAUCAUUCCAAGAUAUUUUUAAGAUAUGGUAUCGAAAUUCUGAUUCUAUUGUCGAACAAAAUUUGAAUCUGAAUAAAAAAAUUCCAAAUGAAAUAAAAAUAACACAUUUACCAGGUGAUUCGCCGAUACCAGCAAUUAUUAUGUGUCUAGAUGACGCAACAAUUCAUAUUUAUACCUGGAAUAUUUACACCGAUAUGAGUUUAUCAGAAUUAAAUUUUAUCCAUACAAUUGAAUUGAGAGGCCAUCAAGAUUGGAUUCAGUGUCUUGACAUAGUUGACUAUAAUCGACAGUCAGCUUUAAUGGCAACUGGAUCACAAGAUGGUACGAUAAGACUCUGGAAAAUAUCAUCAAUUGCUCCAGAAGCUGUAGAUCACGAACAACGUUACCAAUUUAGUAUAAAUAACAAUAAUUUUGAUAUUUCUCUCGAAUCAGUACUCAAUGGACACGAUCACUGGGUAUACGGUGUUCACUGGUCCCCAAAAACUAACAACUUGGAAUCUAAACCUCUGCAAUUGCUGUCAAGCGGUCUAGACAAAACAAUUAUUAUUUGGGAACAAAGUCUCAGUGGCGUUUGGAUCGAAACUGUUAAAUUAGGAAAAGUUGGUGGCAACUCUAUAGGUUUUUAUGGCUGUAAAUUCAAUUCAGACGCUUCUUCAGUUUUAGCACAAGGUUAUCAGGGUACAUUUCAUCUCUGGAAAUAUAAUAAUAAUAUUAAAAAAUGGCGUCCUCGUCCCGGACCAAGUGGACACUUUGAUCAAGUAACUGAUUUGCAUUGGGAACCAAAUGGAAAGUGUUUAUUGACAACAAGUCUUGAUCAGACAACAAGAAUUCACGUUCCAUGGACUAUAAAAUUAUCAUCAGUAUCAUCACCAAAUUGGCAUGAAAUGGCACGUCCACAAAUACAUGGAUAUGAUAUAAAUUGUAUAACAAUAUUAAAUUCGACAAUGUUUUGUUCAGGUGCUGAUGAAAAAGUAAUACGUAUUUUUAAAGCUCCAACAUCAUUUAUUGAUGCAUUUAAUUGUAAUGAUUGGAGUAAAGCACUUAAAGUAACUGACAGUGCAUCAGUACCAGCAUUAGGAUUAACAAAUAAAACAACUGAUGAUAAACAACAGUAUCUAGAUGCUAUUGAUGAUAAUGAUAAUGAUGAUAAUAUCGAAAGACCGCCAACAGAAGAAGAAAUAAUACGAUAUACACUGUGGCCAGAGUUGGAGAAAUUAUAUGGACAUGGUUAUGAAUUAUUUGCAAUAUCAGGACGUAAUGACGGCAAAUUAAUAGCUACUGCAUGUAAAUCAACGUCUGCUGAAUAUUCAGCAAUUAUUUUAUGGAGUACUGAAACCUGGGCACAAAUAGACAAACUCAUGAGUCAUAGAUUGACAGUAACUCAACUUGAAUUUUCUCCAGAUGGAAAAUAUCUUUUAUCAGUAUCACGUGAUAGACGUUGGAGUCUUUUUUACACUGACUCUGGUGAUAAUUAUAAAUUGAUAGCGUGUUCUGCAGCUAAAUCACUGCAUACUAGAAUUAUUUGGUGUUGCAGUUGGAGCCAUGACUCUAAAUACUUUGCUACUGGUUCACGUGAUGGUAAAAUUGGACUUUGGAGUGUUGAUCAACUGAAAAAAAAUCCAGAUUCUAUGCCCGUUAGUUCAAUCGAGUUGCCAGAUGAUUCUGUAACAGCUCUUAACUUUUUAAAUAAAUUUAUUGAUAAUAGCUACAUUCUGGCUGUUGGAUUUGAUGAUGGUACCAUUGAAAUACGUAAAAUAACAAAAGAUAAAGCAAAUAUUGAAUGGAUUUGUUGUAAGAAACUUGAUAAUCAACAAGCACACCAUAAAACUGUUAAAAGAUUAUCAUUUAGACCAACUUUUAAAGACAAUUCUAUUGAAUUAGCUAGCUGUAGUGCUGAUAGAGCUGUUAAAAUUUAUACUUUUUAUAUUGCUGAUAAUUGUAACUAAAAGAAAUAAAAAAAUUUUUAAAAAUAAAAAAAAAUUACGUACUCGUGUUAA
This is a messenger RNA of Microplitis mediator, 2557 nucleotides long. It is a transcript of the gene Elp2, whose product is annotated as elongator complex protein 2. The coding region runs from base 152 to 2506 and encodes 784 amino acids. The transcript has a single exon. The record is from RefSeq and is a predicted model, not a curated record. NCBI's taxonomy places the organism in Eukaryota, Metazoa, Arthropoda, Insecta, Hymenoptera, Braconidae. Gene Ontology annotation, cellular component: elongator holoenzyme complex. Gene Ontology annotation, molecular function: protein binding. Gene Ontology annotation, biological process: tRNA wobble uridine modification.